Cylindrotheca closterium is the source of this 4416-nucleotide messenger RNA. Lineage: Eukaryota; Bacillariophyta; Bacillariophyceae; Bacillariales; Bacillariaceae. The record is from the annotation of a GenBank genome assembly.
AUGAUCAUAGUACUAUCAUAUCAUUCCGUAUCAAAGUGUAGUCACAAAGGCACCCUUACAUCUACAGUUCAUACGAGAGGUGACUUGAGGACUCCUGCAAACUUCAACAGUUCCAUUGACAAUGACAGGAAUGUUGAGGCACUGGCGGAUGAAGACGGAUUGAGUGGGGGAAAUGCUGACAAUGCCGAGGCUGAGGACGACGAUGCCACUACUAUUGACGGUGAUGCCUACCAACAACCAAAUCAGGACGAUGAUGACGAUGAAAUACUAGUGACGGCGGUCCAAAACAACCCAAGACGCCCACCACUUUCUUCAGAUGACGAGGACGACGGAGAUGAGGAUGAUGAUGAUAAUGAGGAUGAUGAUGCGGUGAGCAACGGUGAGGUGGUUCAGACAGAAUCUGUAGAAGCACUGGUGAGGUCAGAAGACGACAACAUGGCGGUUGACAGCUUGACAAGCCCAACUCAGGUCUCUCAGGACAGCUCUUCAUUGAUCCAUACACCUCCACCUACACGUCGCCUCGCUCCACCGCCCACUCUUGCUGAGAAACUUAACAAAUUAAUUCAAGUUAACUUGGAUGGGAUGACCUGCAGAUGUCAUAUUUUUGAGACCACAUUUGCGACAAAUUUCUCGGGAUCGGACUCCGGCACGGUUGCUGAGGCAAUUUUAUCUGCGGUGCUGACAUCCAUGGAGGAAGCUUUGAACAACUCCUUUCACGAGUUGAAGAUCCUUCCUAUCUCCGACGACACUUAUAAACAACAGAACUGGUGGAUUCGGAACUCGGUUGAGUUACGCAACAAAAUUUUGUCCUACCGGGCCCUGAGUCUUUACUGUGAUAUGGAAUAUGGGAAUUCUCCUUAUGCAGCAACCAACAGCAAGCCUGGCGAGAAGAAACUACGUACCCGAAUGCAGGUCGGCUUUGCAAGGGACACCUCGGAAGAGGCGGUACAGGACUAUCUUCACACUGGUCUCCGUUCCCAGGGUCGCGGUGCCGGAUGUUACCCGUCGCCGCUUCAAUAUGGGGACAUUGUUAUAGUGGGUUGCUUUGCCUUUAUCCCGCCGGAGGUUAAUUUUGACGCCUAUGCGAAAGAAAUCAUGCGUCACUUUGACUUCUCUAUCCCUAUUGGAAUCAAGAUGGACUGGGUUUCUACACCUUGCACAGGACGUGCUAAAUUCAACGAACGUUCCCCCGGCGUAACAAGUCCUCAUGGGUACACUCACAAGAUUCAUGCCAAAAGAGUCGAUCGAGAAUUAAGAAGCCUUCUUAAUCCAUCCACAGCAAAGCCAGACUUCCCCUUUGCUGCUCCGGCUACAUUUAUCAGUGAUUGGAAGUCUGCUCAACAGGGCUUGAUCAGUGUGAAGGCCUAUGGUCCGGUUAAGGAUGCUACCCUCGCCCUUACUAGCAAACUACGUGAUUACUACAUCCUGACAGAGGUCCUGUAUUCGGUCAUGGAUCUGCCUGGUAUGUUCAAGUUCGCAACUACUACUAUGUUUGGCUCAUGCACCUUGUUUAAGCUUCUCCUGUCAAUCAAGGCAACCCCAGCUCAAGCCAACAAAGCUUCUCAUGUCCAUCAAUCAACAACUGAGACUGAUGACUCAGAUGAUGACUCAGACAAUGACUCUUCUGACGACGAUCCCAAUGAAUCCUCUGGCCCUAAAGGCGGUCAAUUCACAGGAGUUCGGUCUAAGAAGGCGGCAACAAAGGUGAAAAAGAAGGCAACGAAGAAGAAGAAGUUGAUCACUGAGAAUGAGAAUCCGUUCCUUAACGAUCUCUCCCCAGCCCAACGGAAAAUGGCUGAGGUUGCUGACCAUAAGCUGAAGAAUGAUCAGGAGCGUCACAAGUCCGGCCCGCUGUUCUUGAUGGUUCUACCCGGCGAGAUGGAAGGCACCUACAUCCUGGUGUGUCGCAAGAAGUUUGGACAAUUGGCUCGUAACGUCUUGAGGGGCUUGGUCCCUUUCCUGACUCAUCACCUGUAUGAGCCAACUCUGACAAAAACCGACCAAGUCCUCCGUAAAUGGGUUCCGCAAUCAGAGAUCAGUAUGGCUCGACGUAAGAACCUCAAAUGGUGCACAAACACUCUCCGUGCAGUGGAGGCUACCGCAUCGCCAGACGCGGUGGAAGAAGCACUGGAGUUUCUGGAUGAUGUGAUGGAAGACGCAACGGAUGUUUAUGAUGGGCAACUCUUGAUUGAUUUGGAUAUGGCUAACAAUAAAGAUAUUGAUGAUGGGAAGACCGUGACGGGAAUGAUGGACAAGAUGCAGGAACGCGAGCAACAACUGGAAGAUGCUUUCAAUGAGAUUGAGAUUCGGGACAAUGCACUGGAGGCUCAGGAACGCGCCUUGGCACAACAACGUGCGGACAAUGCGGCACUGCAAGCACAGCUCGCUGCCCUCCAGAGUCAGGCCAGCCAUCCACCCACCAUGAUGAGUCCGCCUGCUCUCACUCCACCCCACAACAAUCGCGUGUCCCCUGACCGUCAAGCAGUGAACCCACCGGUCAGAUCUAGCAACAGAACCUUAGGCAAGUCAUCCACUGGGAAGAGCUCUAUUGUUCCCAACACAGUGACAAAACCAAAGAAGGCCAUCAAGCAGGGCAAACCUAAACAACCGGCCAAGAAGGCCCGUACAAGUGCAGGUGUCCAAUUUCAGGAACCAUCUUCUGCCCAACCCUCGACAGCCUCGGCUGUCCAAGUACUAGACACGUCUCACAUGGAAGGGGAUAACACCACUGCCGCAUCUCAAGAUGAGAGCCAAACCUCCUCUCUUACUGCGUCUACUCCACGAGGUGGAGGGUCUCCAUUCUUCUCUCCUCCUCCUGGGAAGGCGCACAGUGAUGGCGCCAGGGAUUGGUCUGGCGAUGAUCACCGUCGUCAUUCUUCACUGGCUACUCGAGUCUGUUUCCAGAAUGUCAACGGAUUACCAGAAAAUGGCAAUGACUCAAAGCAACAACAGAUCAACUUCUGGCUGAAGGAGGAACGAGUGGGAAUUGCGUUGUUGGCAGAGGCCAAGACAUUUUGGCCGUCUAUCAAUGAAGGUCACGGUUGGAGUGACAGACUCCGUCAAGCUACGAUGAAGUCCGAGCAAAAAGGGUUUUACUUGUCGGUAGCUUACAAUCCGCAUCAGGACAGAUCUGCUGCCACCUCGGCGGUACAAUGGGGUGGGUGCAUUGCAACCGUUUUGAACCAAGUGGCGCACAGGGCCAAGGAAGCUGGCAGAGACCCCACGGGUUUAGGACGAUGGGCCUAUGUCCGUCUCCAAGGAAGGAAGUUGAAAGUCCAUGGGGGUAAUGUUCAGGACUCUUUGGUUGAGGUAAAUGACUUAGUUUGUGGUCCGAUCUCCAAGGACUUGGUGGUGGUCUCCGCGUAUCGUCCCAACAAGCAAGGCCUCGGUGGAUCUACAGUAUGGGCACAACACAGGCUUCACUUUCAUGCAGUGAAUCGAAAAGUUAAUCCAAGGAAAGCCUUUGUGGACGAUCUUUGCAAACAGAUCACCAAAUGGCGUGAUGAAGGAUGUGAGGUGGUGUUGGGUAUAGAUGCAAACGAGGAUGUCACUGUGAACGCACCCCAGUCUAUCCGCCACCGCUUCCGGGCCUGCGGUCUUGAGGAGGCAAUCCUAAAACACCAUCCACCGCAAGCGACCCACCAGCGCAACCAACGGAACAUUCCGAUUGAUGGUAUCUUCACCACUUCGGGCGUACCAAUCCUUGCGGGUGGGUACUAUGCCUUUGACGAAUUCUUUGAUUGCGAUCAUCGCGGAUUGUGGAUUGACAUUGAUCUUUCCGCCUCCUUGGGCAACUUCCAACCUCAGAAAUCCAACUUCAAGCCACGGAAGUUGUCCCUUCAAGACUCUCGAUCUGUCCGCAAAUAUCUUCAAUUGGUUCACAAAGGUUAUGCCAAGUACUCCAUCCCGGAGAGAUUGAAUAAGCUGAAUAAGCGUAUUGCUCACCUGGGCCACCAGAUGACCCCUCCCUUGGUGCGCAAAUACAACUGUUUACACAGACAAAUGUAUACUGUGAGGCGCCAGGCGGAAGAGAAGUGCCGGGCCUUAGCUCCAGGUAAAGUUCCCUGGUCACCAAAAAUGCAGGGAUUCUGGGAUCGUAUGAGCCUGUGGAAGCUUCUGUUGAAAGGCAAGAAGGGUUGCCGUGUCAGUUCGCGCAAAGUUCGCCGGUUGAUGAAGAAGACAGAGUUGCCACAAGCUUGGAGGAAGUCAGAGGGUGAUCUGGAGGACUGCCUGAAGCAAGAGCGCUCCUUGUACAAGCAGGCCAAACACACCUACGCAGCUCAAUGGAGGAAAGACUUCUUGACAGUCCAAACCAAGGACGCAAAGAAGCAUCAGUGGAAGUCUUGGAAGGCCCGUGAUAGAUUCUUUUGGUUACAACAAAUGAAGCAAAGAGAGGAGGCGAGACGCCGUUGUUGA